Neurospora hispaniola is the source of this 1597-nucleotide messenger RNA. RefSeq names its product glycosyl transferase. Gene Ontology annotation, biological process: L-tryptophan biosynthetic process. Bases 272 to 1582 code for a protein of 436 amino acids. Lineage: Eukaryota; Fungi; Ascomycota; Sordariomycetes; Sordariales; Sordariaceae. Gene Ontology annotation, cellular component: cytosol. The record is from RefSeq and is a predicted model, not a curated record. The transcript is spliced from 2 exons. Gene Ontology annotation, molecular function: anthranilate phosphoribosyltransferase activity.
CGGGGCACUCUGGCAGCAUUCGAUGCCAUCAUUGGGGAGAACAAAGCACACUGUAGAAAGCUGCCCAUCAUUCCCACCAAACCUUGGAUGGUAUUCCCGCUGCGCCUUUCCGAUCCACGAAAUGAGUCAACAACAGCCAGACUUUACUCCUUCCACAGCUCCCAGGAAGCCGGCAUCAUUCAAUUGGCCUCCCUGACCAGCCUGACAGCUAUUGCGACCAGGCAAACAAUUCUGAUCCCGGCAGAAACUCCAUAUCAACAUCUCCAGAGACAUGUCGGCGCAACAGCAACAAGCGGCACCGGCGACCGCGACUGCGGCUGAGGACCUCCCGGAUGUCAACAUCAAGAAGCUACUAACCCGUCUCUGGCCCCUCGGACACCCCGACCCUGUGACGCCGGACGAGAUCGCCCAUGCCAUCUCUUACUUCUUCACCAACCAAAUUUCCGAUGUCCAGGCCGGCGCGCUGCUCAUGUGCCUGCACUUUACCGGUCUGGACCGCAGUGCCGAAGUGCUAUCCAAAACGGCCCAGGUGAUGCUGAAGGCCGCUGCCCAGACCGACCUCAACGAACUACGUCAAGUCAUUGAGAAGCGCGGCAGACAAGAAGGAGCCUACAACGGCGGCCUCUGCGACAUUGUAGGCACAGGCGGCGACUCCCACAACACCUUCAACAUCAGCACCACCUCCUCCAUCCUCGCCUCCUCCUUGCUACUCGUCGGCAAGCACGGCAACAAAGCCUCAACCUCCAAGUCCGGCUCGGCCGACCUUUUGGCCUGCGUCCCUCCCCGCCCACCCCAAAUUUCUCGAAUCCGCCCCGACACCGUCUGCUCGCUCUACUCCCAAUGCAACUACGGCUUCCUCUUCGCGCCCGUCUUCCACCAGGGCAUGCGCCACGUAGCCCCCAUCCGCGCGCAGCUCCCUUGGCGCACCAUCUUCAACCUGGUCGGCCCUCUGGCGAACCCGCUGGACGCGCUCGACCCGGCCGUUUUCGCGGGUGAAGGUGGAAAGGACAAACUGGUAGAGGCGCGAAUGAUCGGAUGCGCGCGCAAGGACCUCGGUCCCGUAUUCGCUGAGGCGCUCAAGAUGGGCGGGGCGCGCAAGGCCAUGGUAGUCUGCGGCGACGAGGAGCUAGACGAGAUCAGCUGCGCUGGACCGACGCAUUGCUGGACGAUCAAGCCCGCCGAGGAGGACCCAGAGGGCGAGCCGGUGGUGAACCAUUUCUUGCUUCACCCGAGCGACUUUGGGUUGCCGGCGCAUCCGCUGUCGGAGGUGUCGCCGGGUAAGGAGCCGAUUGAGAAUGCGGCUAUUUUGAGCAAGAUUUUGAACAAUGAGAUGCCGGAUGAUGAUCCCAUCUUGCACUUUGUUUUGAUGAACACUGCGGCGCUGUUUGUGGUGUCGGGUAUCUGCGAGGCGGACACGAGUGAUAUGGGACAUGGUGAUGACGGGCAGGUUAUCAAGGAGCGUGGACCAGGAGGUGGGCGUUGGAAGGAGGGUAUUAGGAGGGCGAGAUGGGCUAUCAAGAGCGGAGAAGCGGCGAGGCAGUGGGCCAAGUUUGUGGAGGUCACGAAUAGCUUCAGCGCAUAAAGUGCCAGUGUUAUG